AUGAAGAAGUUUCUAGGCAACAUCAAGAAGAAGAGCGGUAGCCCCGAGCGAAAUGGGAGCAGCACCACCUAUGUACUGCCACAGGGCGAUUCACCUGAAGCUGUCCUGGUUCGCGAAGUCACAGCAUUCUGCGAAUCAGGCGCCCCCAAUUCUGAUACCGCCGGCGAAGAAUACCUCCACCUGCCAGCCAUUGUUGAUGCUGCCGAAUCGAGUCCUACGGCGGCCAAAGAGGCGGCUGCGACCAUUCGCCGAUACCUGGGUAAAGAACACUACCAACGAGGGUUUGCGCAGUACAACGCCGUCAUGCUCACUCGCAUUCUGACCGACAACCCGGCGCAUGCCUUUACCCAGAACUUCGACCACAAAUUCGUCGCGACCGUGAAAGAGCUCCUGCGGGAAGGGAAAGAUACCAGUGUACAGCAGAUCCUCAGGGAGACGUUGGACUACUUUGAGUUCGAGAAAGCGCCCGGAAAUGACAGCCUUGGACCUCUGAUGGAGAUGUGGAAGAAGGAGAAGGGAAAGCGAAAUGCCCUCCGUCCUCCGGUAAGCCGCGAUACCCAAAUACCUGGUGCUUUCUCUGGCAACUACCACCACCACCAACAACCCAGACGCCGGGAUACGCUUCCGCCGCCCGAUGAGUUGGCCGGACGGAUCGAAGAAGCAAAGACUACUGCACGACUUCUCGUUCAGACAGUCCAGUCAACAGCCCAGGCAGAGUUAUUGGCGAAUGAUCUCGUGAAAGAGUUUGCCGAUCGCGCGAAAACGAUGCAGCGAAGCAUUCAGUCAUACCUGAAUGCCCAGAAUCCCGCGCCCGACCCCGACACGAUGCUGACCCUGAUCGAAACCAAUGAUCAAUUGAACAUCGCCAUGUCGAAACAUCAGAGAGCAGUUCUGCAAGCUCGGAAAGCGACUGGCAUGGCGACACCUAGCCCUCAACCGCAAUCAGAGCCUCAACAGAGUCCCUUGUUCACGCAGCACGUCCCAGGCCAGAAUGUGUACGCGCCACCAUCUCAGCCUCAAUCAGCGCCGAUCGACCACGGACCGUACUCUUCCUCGCCUCCUCGCCGGCAAAAUACGAUCCCUACACCCGUGAGCCCACUGCGGAAGGAGGAGGAAGAGCUUUAUGCGCCGCCUCCAGGCCCUCCCCCCAGCAAAGUGGGACCGCCGCAAAAUCCACCAGCGCCAACGAACCCCAACCCGUAUGACUUCUCCAACGCCGCCGCCUUUUCCUCAGCCUAUGCCGCUCCCGACCAGCCCCCUCCCGUCCCGACCCGGUGCCGACUACGGUGUGGCUGA
Messenger RNA from Cladophialophora bantiana CBS 173.52, 1296 nucleotides. RefSeq lists its product as uncharacterized. The record is from RefSeq and is a predicted model, not a curated record. Gene Ontology annotation, molecular function: phosphatidylinositol binding; ubiquitin binding. The transcript is spliced from 5 exons. Lineage: Eukaryota; Fungi; Ascomycota; Eurotiomycetes; Chaetothyriales; Herpotrichiellaceae. The coding region runs from base 1 to 1296 and encodes 431 amino acids.